AUGCAGAAAAUACUUAUUCAAAGUCUAAUAAUAUAUUUUUCUAGUGUUAUUGGUAACCCAAUAAACCUAAAUGGACUUUUAUUACCUGGAGAGUAUGAAUACAUAGACCUAACAAAUCCAUUCGACGAAAAUACAAUUUACUGGCCGGGAAUACAGAAAUUUGAAUUUACGAAAAAAGUUACAAUACAAAGUGGAAAUUUAUACGCUGCAAAUGAAUUUGCAACGGCAGAACAUGGAGGCACACAUUUAGAUGCACCAGCUCACUUUGACAUAAAUGGUAAAUUUGUAGCAGACAUUCCCAUAUCAAAACUGAUAGUUCCACGCUUGAGCGGCGAAGUCAUGGAAUGGAUAACGACGUCAUAUAAAAAUGUGGUGGGCGUUGGUGUGGACACAUCUUCAAUCGACCCUGGUUCAUCUACAGAGUUCCCUGCCCAUAGAAUAGGAUCAGCUGCUGGACUGUAUAAUAUAGAAAGCAUAAAUUUAUCGCGGCCUAUACAGGAAUACGGCUGCACUGCUCUUGUGAUGCCUAUGAAAAUCUCCCAAGGAACUGGUGCGCCCGUGCGAAUUGUAGCUAUUUGCCCUAAAAAACCUCCAACUGAAUUUUAG
Molecule: messenger RNA, 606 nt
Organism: Leptosia nina
Lineage: Eukaryota; Metazoa; Arthropoda; Insecta; Lepidoptera; Pieridae
Source: the annotation of a GenBank genome assembly